AUUAAAUUUUAAAUUUGAGGGACUUUAAUGCACCUAAUGUUGGUAUGUCUUGGCACAUUGUGACAAAGUGACAACAUAGCACUGUGCUGUAAAUUGAAAAAUCCACGAAUCAAUUCGAACCGGUUCUAACCACAAAAAUUUUCCUUAAAAAUGCCUGUUAGUAGCGGAGUAUCGUUUGUGUUGUCAUCUAUUUUAACAGUUCUCGUAUUUUCGGGAAUGCAAAUAUAUAAAGCUUCCCUGGCAUCGUCACAGGUUUAUACAAUAUUGGGAGGAUAUAUUGGAUCUAUAUUGUUUUUGUGUGUAUUAACUGCAAUAGGAAACUUGGAAGCAACAAUAUUUGGCAAAUCUUUUCAACAAAAAUUGUUUCCUGAAGUUAUCUUUUCAUUGAUAAUCAGUUUAAUUGCAUCAGGUUUAGUACAUCGUGUGGCAAUUACAACGUGCUUCCUGUUUUCUAUGAUUGCAUUAUACUAUAUCAAUCGAAUUUCCCAAGAAACAUAUGCUGCUCCAGUACCUACAGUCUCAGUUCACACAAAGAAAAGAAAGUAAAAGAAUCAUAGAAACUCAGAGUAAUUUAUCAAUCAUUACAUUACUGCACUUUUAAAAAACUAAUUAUUCUUGUAACUAUAUUAACUUAUGAAUCUUUGCAUAAAAUUGUUUUGUUAUUAUUGA
This is a messenger RNA of Bombus terrestris (buff-tailed bumblebee), 669 nucleotides long. RefSeq names its product protein KRTCAP2 homolog. The transcript has 3 exons. NCBI's taxonomy places the organism in Eukaryota, Metazoa, Arthropoda, Insecta, Hymenoptera, Apidae. The coding region runs from base 151 to 546 and encodes 131 amino acids. The record is from RefSeq and is a predicted model, not a curated record.